Molecule: messenger RNA, 1242 nt
Organism: Wickerhamiella sorbophila
Lineage: Eukaryota; Fungi; Ascomycota; Dipodascomycetes; Dipodascales; Trichomonascaceae
Product: Ferrochelatase, mitochondrial
Exons: 3
Coding region: 1-1242 (413 amino acids)
Biological process (GO): heme biosynthetic process
Molecular function (GO): protoporphyrin ferrochelatase activity
Source: RefSeq, a predicted model, not a curated record
AUGAUAAGAACAAGCACGCUGCCACUCGAAGCAAAUCGGGAGGAACGCCUACCCGGUGAUUAUCCCAAUCGAAUCACCGUGGCGUUCACUGCUCAGUAUGACUAUAAAUUCGCCCUAGUCAGCAACUCCAUCAAGAAUAUGAUUCGAGCCAAGCAGUCGAUAUUUGCUCGGGCGUUUGCGAGGUAUGCGUCCACCUCGAGCAAGAGUGGACCGACCGCCGUUGUGUUAAUGAAUAUGGGUGGCCCUUCGACUGUGGAAGGCACACGUGAUUUCUUAUACCGCCUCUUCAGCGAUGGCGAUCUUAUUCCGUUCGGCCGAUUCCAAAAACCCUUAGCGAAGUUUAUUACCGCUCGCCGCUACAAAACAAUUGAGGAGCACUACAAGGAGAUUGGUGGCGGCUCGCCUAUUCGCAAGUUCAGCGAGCAACAGGGCGAAAUGGCAUGCGAGCUGCUCGACAAGCUCAACCCUGACACUGCCCCCCACAAAUCAUAUGUCGCGUUCCGCUAUGCGCCUCCGUUGACAGAUGAGAUGUAUGAGCAGCUGCUCAAAGACGGUGUUAAACGGGCAAUUGCCUUCUCACAGUACCCGCAGUACUCGUUUUCCACCACUCGAAGCAGUGUGAAUGAGCUCGAGCGCGUAAUUGAGCGUAUGGAUCCCGAGCGAACAAUUGAGUGGUCUUACAUUUUGCGAUGGCCCACUCACCCCAGUUUUAUCAAGACAGUUGCUCGCAAAGUUCAGCAAGAAAUUGAAAAGUUCCCUGAAGCUGAUCAGAAAGACGUGAUGGUGUUGUUUUCAGCCCAUUCUCUGCCCAUGACAAUUGUCAACAAGGGAGACCCGUAUGUUGCUGAAGUCUCAGCUUCUGCGUACGCAGUUAUGCAAAGUCUUGGCUUUUCCAACCCUUACAGGUGCACUUACCAGUCCCAGGUGGGUCCUCAGCCUUGGUUAGGUGCCCAGACACAAAAGGCUAUUCAGACACUCGAGAAACAGCCAGGUUACAAGGGAGUUGUUGUUGUCCCGAUCGCUUUCACGACUGACCACAUCGAAACGCUGCAUGAGAUUGAUAUUGAGAUGCGCGAGGAGGUCACUAAGCCUGAGCUUUUGCGCAGAGCCGAGUCUUUGAACUUGGACGCGGGGUACAUCCAGGCGAUGGCUGAAAUCGUUAAAGAACACCUCAACGAUGAUGAUGCGGCACAGGUUGCCUCGGGGGCUGCCGCCAGACCUGUGUUCAACGUGCUCAAUUAG